UACCAUCCUCUUUUAGAAAGCUAUGCAAUUUGAGACACAUCUCUUUCUCAUAUCUCAAAUGCAAUCAACAACUUUCUCAAAUCUUACAAAUUCUCAUCCCAUGUGUUUCACAUCAACUCAACACUCUUGUGGCUUCUGGUUCUCAAAUCUCAGGUCAACUCACCAAUCAACUUGGAAUGUUUAAAAAUCUUGAAACGCUUGAUCUCUCUCGCAACAAGAUUAUUGGAGAAAUUCCUCAAUCAUUCGCAAAGCUUUUCUCGUUAAGAUUUGUCGAUUUCUCCAAAAAUCAACUUACUGGAAAUCCAUUUAAAAUUCUUGCAUCACUUACUAAAUUGUUAUCUCUUGUCAUAGAUGACAAUUUGUUUCAAGGGAUUGUACAUGAAGAUGACCUUGCGAAUUUCACUACUCUACAUGUGCUUUCAGCAUCAAGUAACAAUUUAACUUUGAAAGUGCAUCCCAGUUGGAAACCAAAAUUUCAACUUUUUCAAUUGAAAAUUAGCUCUUGGAAGCUAGGUCCAAGCUUUCCAUCAUGGAUUCGGUCACAAUAUCAUCUUCAACAUUUGGAUCUAUCUAACGCAGGGCUUUCUGAUUCCAUUCCCAUUUGGUUUUGGGAAACAAGUCAUUAUUGUUUUCAUUUGAACUUCUCUCACAAUCAUAUUCAUGGCAAGCUCCCAAAAGAAUUAAAGAUUUUAGAAUCUUUUGGAGCGGCAGUUGAUCUUAGCUCAAACCAUCUGCAUGGAAAUUUACCCUCUGUGAGUGAGGAUGUGGUUUGGCUAGAUCUCUCACAUAAUUCAUUUGAUGGGUUAUUAAUGGAUUUUCUUUGUCAAAAAUCUGACAUACCAAAAAGGUUACGAAUCCUCAAUCUUGCAUCAAACAACUUAUCUGGAAAAAUUCCCAACUGUUGGAGGAUGUGGCCACAACUAAUGGAUGUCAACUUAGAAAGCAACUCUUUUAUUGGAAGCUUGCCCUAUUCCAUGGGCUCUUUAUCAGGCCUACAAUAUUUGCAUAUACGUAACAACACGCUCUCAGGAAAAUUUCCUAUCAGUUCAAAAGAAAACAAGGAGUUGAUUUUGUUGGAUCUUGGAGAAAAUAACCUCACAGGGAAUAUUCCUAGAUGGGUUGGAGAAAGCUUGGUAAAUUUAAAAUUUCUUCGGCUCCGAUCCAAUCAUCUUUCAGGUACCAUUCCCAACGGAUUAUGUGAUAUGAAGUUUCUCCAAGUUUUGGACCUUGCACUAAAUAAUUUGUCAGGCAAUAUACCAAAUUGUUUGAACCAUUUGAGUGCCAUCAUAAAUAAAACUAGUGCAAGUUCGUCCUUCCAGGAAUCCAUGGGAUAUGCAAGUGAUACUAUAAGCAUGAACCUAUGGGUGAAAGGUAAAGAUGCUGAGUACAACAACAUUCUGGGCUUAGUGAAAAACAUUGAUCUUUCAUCUAAUAAAUUGUCCGGGGGAAUAACAAUGGAAAUCACAAACCUAACUGGUCUGAUUUAUUUGAACUUGUCCAAGAAUGAGUUAACUGGUCACAUCCCUCAACGUAUUGGCAGUAUGGAGUCAUUGGAAUCCAUUGAUUUCUCUGGCAACCAACUCACAGGGGAUAUCCCUCAGAGCAUUACAAACUUGAGCUUUCUCAACAAGCUCGACUUGUCCUGCAAUCACUUGGAGGGUAAAAUCCCAACAGGCACUCAAUUGCAAACCUUUGAAGCAUCCAGUUUUGUCGGCAACAAUAUCUGUGGUCCACCAUUGCAGCUCAGCUGUACAGUUCCUGAUGAUGAUGCAAAUGACAGUAAUGAGAAAGAGAGAAAGAAGCACAAUGGAGUGAAUUGGUUCUUUGUGUUUAUGGCUUUUGGAUUUAUUGUGGGAUUCUGGGGAUUUGUUGGUCCAUUGUUCAUAUUCAAACCAUGGAGGUAUGCCUAUUUCCGUUUUCUUGAUGACAUGGGCUACAAACUUCAAUCAUGUUUGAGAUUUUAAGUUUGUAAUUAGUUUCUUUUGUGAUGUAUUCUUGUUUUAUGUGUGCUGUAAGAAAUAAAUAAAAAUCAAUAUGCACUAUUUGUCCA
Molecule: messenger RNA, 2050 nt
Organism: Arachis stenosperma
Lineage: Eukaryota; Viridiplantae; Streptophyta; Magnoliopsida; Fabales; Fabaceae
Product: receptor-like protein EIX2
Exons: 1
Coding region: 177-1964 (595 amino acids)
Molecular function (GO): protein binding
Source: RefSeq, a predicted model, not a curated record